AAUUCUUUCUCUAGCUUCCUUGAUUCGUCCUCUCCCCAAGUUUUCCUUUCCUUCCUGAUUGUCUCUCCGCUGCGGUUCCCCAAUUUUAGGCUCAGAAUCAUACGGAUCCAAGAGGAAAACUCAUAUACGCAAGUCAGAUCAUCCUCCGCCGCUUUUUUCCGCCAUCACCGAUCUUGCCGCGCCGCCACCGAAUUGCCUCCAUCCGUUUGACGCACACCACCUGUACUCUCCUUCGUGUCUCCUCUUUCACCAUCUGUUCAGCUGUGGACUGAGAUCUAGGUCCUUCUGUUGAUACCAGCGAGGGAGGAGACAUCUCAUCGGUCUUCUCUUUGAUUGGCUUGGAGCUGUAGCCUAGCGCCAUGAAGGCUCUCGGAUGGAACUGCAAUGGUAUGGGUAGAAGCCUACGAAGUGGGAAGAUGACCCAUCUUACCAGGAUGAUCCACUCCACCAAACCUCAGGUAAUUUUUGUCUCCGAGAUCAAAUCUUCCAAAGUUAAAUCUUCUGAUCUUGUUACUAGGUUCAAUGUAGCGGAUGCGGUUGUAGUUCCUUCUCGAAGUCGCUCUGGUGGGUUGUGGCUUAUGUGGAAUGAUGAGUUGCAAGUUCAUGUUCAUAGUAGUAGCUUUCAUGUCAUCUUAGCGACUGUUCUGAAUAUUACUAGUAGGCAAAAAUUUGGCCUUGUUUGCAUCUAUGGUGACCCUUACCAUCGCCAAACUAGUAUGAUAUGGGAUCAGGUGGCAGAUUUUGUGUACGAUAAUUGUAAUAUGCCUAUUUUAUGCAUAGGGGAUAUGAAUGAGAUUUUGUAUGAUAUGGAUAAGAACUCUCCGAAUAUAAAUUGACCCCGUAUGAAUGCUUUCCGUUUAAUGAUCAAGCAAUGUGGUUUAUUUGAUUUGGGUUUUAGUGGACCUGCAUACACUUGGACAAACAAACGUUUUUCCUCCAACCCUACUUACGAAAGGCUAGAUCGUUGCUUAGUAAAUGCAGAUUGGUGUGAUGUUUUCCCAAAUUCUAAUGUUUAUAACAUGCCUUUGAUCCACUCUCUUAGUGACCAUGCUCCUAUUUUGUUCUCAACUGAUAGUCCUGCUCGUAAAUUAAAACGCCCCUUUAAGUUUGAAAAUUGGUGGCUGAAAGAAAAUGAUUUUCAAACUCAUGCGAAGAACACUUGGAAAAAAGCGCAAACCGUUCUUUUUCUGCUAGGACUAAUCACCUUGCAGGAGCUCUUAAGAUUUGGUGCAGGAAAAAGAAACCACUACACGAGGAGUUAAACGAGCUUGAUGGAAAGAUCAAACAAAUCCAGCUUAAGCCUGUGCAGCAACAAGACCAUGCACUUGAAGCUGAAUUGGUAGCAAGCUACCCAAUUCAAACCAGGACUACACCUACACGAUCCCUGACAAGCAGGAGCUUUGGGACACGUUAAUGGAGAUGAAAAGAAAUGCUUCACCAGGACCAGACGGCUUCAACGUUGAAUUCUAUCUAGCAACCUGGAGUUGGAUUGGAGAUGACGUCGAAAUGCUGGUAAGAUCUUUCUUUGAAUCAGGGAUUCUUCCUGCUCACAUCAAUGAUACUCACAUUGCUUUAAUCCCUAAAAAACUUGUACCCAUGGUUCCGGCUGAUUACAGACCUAUUAGCCUUUGCAACAUGGUUUAUAAAUUGAUUGCAAAAUCUUUAGCAAAGAGACUUAAACCGCAUCUUUCAGACUAUAUUCACCCUGCCCAACAAGCAUUUAUUGAAGGACGUCGAUUCAGUAACAACAUCAUUAUUGCCCAAGAAAUUACUCACUCUUUUGCUCUAUCUUCUUGGAAAGAAAAAGCUUUCAUGCUAAAAAUUGAUCUUGCAAAAGCCUUUGAUCGUAUUGAAUGGAAUUUCAUUGUUCGUGCACUUGCUCGCAAGGGGUUGCAUGGUCACUUCAUCAAUCUGAUUCAUGCAUGUAUCUCUUCGCCUACUUUUUCUGUAGUCAUUAAUGGCCAACCGUUUGCGAGUUUUCGAACUGAUAGAGGUAUUAGACAAGGUUGUCCCUUAUCACCUUACCUCUUUGUCCUCGCGAUAAAUGAGUUAUCCAUUGCUUUGCAGGAAGCUAUGGCUGCUUCUUCUCUUCAUGGCAUUGCGCUUGGACAAAAUUGCCCCUCGAUUCAUUCGCUACUUUUCGCUGAUGAUCUCUUGAUUUGUGGUAGAGCAGAUAUUCAGGAAGCUACCACGAUGAAUGCAAUUCUUCAGUCUUUCUGUGCUCUUUCUGGCCAAACUCCAAGUUGGGCAAAGUCUGGGAUUAUCUUUAGCAAACAUGUAGACCCAGACACUGCUGCUGCAAUUCGACAAAUCUUCCCGGUUGUUCUCAUUGACUCUUCCUUCAUCCACCUUGGUCACCCUUUAAUCCUUCCAAGUAAAGACAGAGCUUCUGCCUACAACUUUGUUCUUGAUAAAUUCAAAACAAAACUCACUACCUAUAAAGCAGAUCAUCUCUCCCAUGCAGCUCGAAUUGCUCUCAUUCAAUCGGUCUUUGCUUCAAUCCCGGUCUACUACAUGUCUAACAUAUUGUUUUCCAAAAAGUUUAUUUCAAAACUGACUGCAAUCAUAAGAGUCUUCUGGUGGACAGGGGUGAGAGAAGAUAAAUCAAGUGCGGCCCUUUGUUUGAGGGCUUGGAAAGAUAUUUGUACUCCAAAAAAAGAGGGAGGAUUAGGCAUCAGGAAUUUCCAAGUGGUUAACCAAGGGCUUAUUCUCAUGGCAGCCUGGCGCAUAGCCCAAAACCCCAAUGACUUCCUCCACCAAAUUCUCAAAGCUAAAAUAUUUUUAUGACUCUUCCAUUUGGCGCCCAAAUCCCAACGUUCCGAAAUCAGCCUUCUGGGCGUCGAUCCUCAAAGUUUUGCCCAUCCUUAAGUCCCACUCCUUCUAUCAGAUCACCCAAGGCAAUAUCUCCCUUUGGAGUUCACCCUGGUGCAAAGAUUGGACUAGGAUUUAUGACAAUCUCAUUAUCCAGCAGCCCAACUACAAUUAUCCUGCAAAAGUUAAUGAUCUUUGGUUACCAAAUCAGCAAGCUUGGGAUGACAACCUUAUUGAUUCCCUAUUCCAACAACCUAUGGCCCAAUGUAUCAAGCAAACACCCAUCAUUCCUUCAUAUGAUCAGGACUUGUUAUGUUGGAAGCUCACAUCACAUGGUAAAUGCGACUCUAAAAGUGCUUAUUAUGCUUGCUUACAAAGAUUGCAGGAAUUAGGAGAGCCUCAACCAAGGCAGGUUUGCACUGCAACCACUAAUCUGUUGAAUCAGGUUUGGAAAUCCAGAGACAUCUUGCCAAGAAUCCAGGCUUUUGCCUGGCGCUUUCUUCGCAAGGCCAUACCUACUAGUGCUCGUGCAGGGAAAUAUUCCAAACAUAUUAGUAAGUUUUGCUGCAGGUGCGGAUUACAGGAAGACGAUGUUCAUCUCUUUUUUACUUGCCACUUUGUCAAAACUGCUUGGUUCAGUGCGCCAUGGUACCUCCGAACUGAAAUAAUAACACAAAAUACACAUUCUUUAACUCAUAUUCUGUUGAACAUGCUCAACUUGCCUCAUCCAUAUGCUUCUCUCAGGAACAUUUUAACCUUUAUGUGGUGCAUAUGGAAGUCUAGAAAUGAUUGUCUGUUUCACAGGAAAAAGGGAGAGCCUUAUCAGAUUAAUAUCAAUGCGCAAGCUUUGCAAAAUAACAUGCAGCUACUUGAUCCUUCUGUUACUUCUUCUUUGCAGAUAUUGCCACGACAAAUGCAGAUUAAGGAGCAACAUGAAUUUCCAGAGCAAGGAGAAACCCUUACAUCAGACAGGAACAUUUUAGGGGCCAAGAUUUUUUCAGAUGCUUCGUGGAAGAGGAAAAAGGUCCCUACAGAUUCUGAAACAACAGGAAUAGGCGUUUUCAUACAAUUUGAUAUCAACGGGCUCAACUACAACGUCAUGAUACAAGCCUCCGUUCCCCUGGCUUCAUCGAUCCUGCAAGCAGAGGCAAAAGCGAUGUUGCUCGCAGCUCAAAUUGCAGAGAAGUUCCAAAUUAGCAGGCCAACAAUGUUGACGGGUAACAAACUUCUUGCCAAGUCGGUUGCGAGCAUGAAAAUUGAUUCAGUUCACAUGCACUGGAAUACCAGGGACACCCUUGCCAGGAUACUCAAUACCACAUCAAAGCUACAGGCUCAUGUGUUCCACAUCAAGAGAGAUUUAAAUGGCGUUGCUCAUAAGUGUGCUCAUCAGGUGCUUAGAAACUCUCUAGGUCCACCUUUAUUUGGUUGUUCUUCUUCAGCUCAUACUACCCCUUCCUGCCUUGCUAUCUCUGUCCUACAGGAUUCCGAGUGGCCAGGCUUUGUAAUCCAUGAUGUACAAUGUUGUUGAGCUGAUUGAAUGGAAGUUGGCGCCUACAGCGCCUUUCCUUGUUCAAAA
Molecule: messenger RNA, 4387 nt
Organism: Lolium perenne
Lineage: Eukaryota; Viridiplantae; Streptophyta; Magnoliopsida; Poales; Poaceae
Source: RefSeq, a predicted model, not a curated record